Molecule: messenger RNA, 489 nt
Organism: Wyeomyia smithii (pitcher-plant mosquito)
Lineage: Eukaryota; Metazoa; Arthropoda; Insecta; Diptera; Culicidae
Exons: 2
Coding region: 1-489 (162 amino acids)
Source: RefSeq, a predicted model, not a curated record
AUGCAAGAAACGCACGUUUCGUUGUCUGACUUCUAUAUGGCUUGGUUGAUGGCUACUAGCGAAAUAAAAAAGGUUAAAAACAAUCCUUUUGUUGCUAGUAUACUGACAUCUUUAAAUAAACGGUUAGCUACUCUUCGUGAAUCACGAGCCUUUAAAAUGGCUUUGUUUCUUGACCCUCGGUUCAACUAUCGAGGAUCGACAGUGUUUACUGCUGAAGAAAAAGAGGAAAUUCAGGGAUUCAUCAUAGAUACGUGGAAACGUAUCCACGACUUAGAAUCACCAUCGUCUCUUAACGCCGCUAACGAUACGUCAUCAGAAUUGGGAUGCAUAGAUGAGUUCGACGAUUAUUUCACAGCUAUGUUCGGAGGAUCUCUCGAUACGGAUCAAUAUCCAAACGAAUCAAAUUUCCUUCAACAAAUGCAGUCCAUUGGAUUGGAGUCACGACAGAAUCAUUCCUACAAUGUAUGGGAUCAAUUUAAUUUGAUUUAA